Molecule: messenger RNA, 1383 nt
Organism: Penicillium canescens
Lineage: Eukaryota; Fungi; Ascomycota; Eurotiomycetes; Eurotiales; Aspergillaceae
Exons: 3
Coding region: 1-1383 (460 amino acids)
Cellular component (GO): nucleus
Molecular function (GO): zinc ion binding
Source: RefSeq, a predicted model, not a curated record
AUGUCUUAUGAGCUGGAGUCAAAGAAGCGCAAGUUCCAUCGGAUCCUGGAUUCAAUAUCCAAACCUCAACAGCCCGAGCCUACACCAACACCACCCCCUGCUCCGCCCAUGACAGCUCGAGAGCGUGUCGCCGCCAACGUAUCGAUCAAGAAAGUCCGCCUAAGCAGCAACGAUCGCUCCGAGCUCACAUCCGUGCGCAAUUCGAUACAGAAAAUCUCUCGGCCCGCGAACCGAACGUCAUCUGCGUCAUCUGCGUCCUCGAAUAAGCGCCCAACCUUUGUUCCCUGGGAUCGUGAACGGUUCCUGGAGCGGCUAGAGACAUUUCGCCGUGUCGAUCGAUGGACUUCAAAACCGGCCCCUAUCAACGAGGUACAAUGGGCGAAGCAUGGCUGGAUAUGUACGGAUUCAAAGCGCGUCACUUGCGUCUCUGAAUGCGGUGGUGCGGUCGUUAUCAAACUUCCUGAUGAGAUCGACGAACUCGAUGGAUUUGAUAGUGAGAAGGUGCGGGAGCGGAACGAAGUCCGUGCGACGCUCGUUGACCAGUAUGCGAAGAUGCUAGUUGAAAGUCAUGGCGAGAGCUGCCCAUGGCGCCAGAAGAGUUGUGAUGCUACUAUUCAACAUCUUCCGUUAACCAAUUGCGAUGUUGCCCUGUCAGGACUACACGACCGCUACAUGAACAUUUUGAAGAUGGGAGAUAAGUUACCGGCCAAUGACGUCGUCCAAACUCUUCAGGAGCCCAACCUUGAUGACAUCGCCAAAUUACUACCCGAUGACUGGUUCAAAGAGGCAGCUCAGCCGGCUGAGCCUGCAGCUGCCCCCACGACGGAGGGUCAGGCGCCACGCAGUGAAAAUCAAGAAUCAUCGGAAAGUAAUCCCUCAUCCGCUGAUGCUCCUCGCUCAGUCAAUCGAGUAGCAUUGGCACUAGCAUUGUUCGGAUGGGAUACGGCCUCCGAUGGAGCUGCCGGUUUAGUCGGAUGCGGUGCAUGCUUCCGUCGGUUGGGACUCUGGAUGUACAAACCCAAAGACAACGGAGAAGUCACGGUCUACACUUCCCUGGAUGUGGCCAGUGAACACAUGGAAUAUUGUCCCUGGAUCAACAAGGUGGCGCAAAGUGGUACUGGUCGACCCAACGAGAAAGUUGAGAGACUACGCGCUGGCUGGGAGUUGGUGGUAGAAGCCGUCAAGGUGAAGAACCGACGACGCAUGCGCUUUACGAAAUCUUCAGAGACUCUUUGGCCUGCUACGCCUGUGGAGGAGCAUCCACUCGAAGACGAGGAUCCAGAGGCGAAGAAGAAAGCAGAUAGUGAGUGGUGGACGAAGAUCCAACGAGUGAGACAGAUCUUGAAAAGUAGGACGCCAAAGCCGAAACCCGCUUCGUCUUGA